ACUCACUCUAUGAGAAUUCGGUCAAGCCCUUCUUCCUUUGCCUCAAGAGUGUUCCCCUCCCUUUCAAACAACUUCGCCAGACCCCACGUUGCUCUUCCUUUGAAUACUGGGCCCAGCAAUCGUCACCAGGGAUUUCGAGUAGGCAUCAUGUUACACGCCGCGAAAGAGAAAGGGGACUCCCACCCCGACACAUCAAAUCCAUCAUCGUCAAAACGCAUCUUCGCACCCACCGGUGGAUCUAACGACCCAGGCCACGCCACGCAGUACAAACUCGGCGCCCUGGAAAGAGAACAUCUCGACCCUUCCCCAACAGCACAGUUCCACAAGUGGUUUCAAGAAGCUACAGCCGCCAAAGUCUACCAGCCCGAAACCGUCACGCUGGCCACUGCAUCGCUCCCGGAUGGGAAGCCGUCUGCACGCAUGGUCUUUAUGAAGGAGCUGGACGAUCGCGGCUUUGUCAUCUACUCGAAUUGGGAAACGAGUCGUAAGAGCAGAGACGUUGCGUCGAACCCGCAGGCUGCGCUGACGUUCUGGUGGAGAGAGGUGGAGAGGCAGGUCAGGGUAGAGGGGAGAGUGGAGAGGUUGACGGAUCAGGAAAGUCAGGUCUAUUACGAUACGAGGAUUAGAGGCUCACGGAUUGGCGCGUGGGCGAGUCCGCAGAGUCAGGUGCUCAAAAGUAGGGAGGAAUUGGUGAAGAGGGUCGAGGACGUCGAGAAGCGGUUUGAGGGCAAAGAUGAAAUUCCCGUGCCCGGGUUCUGGGGGGGCAUCAGAGUUAUUCCAGAGACUGUCGAGUUUUGGCAGGGUAGAGAGAGUAGGCUGCAUGAUCGAUUUGUGUAUACAAAGAGUGGAGAGGGCUGGGAGAUUGAUAGUAUCUUCCAGUAUCAACACAUCCAACAACCAUCACAAAGUAUCAUGUCGUUCGGUGUAAUCGUUUCCGGACGACCCGUCCUGGCAGAUGCGCAGGUCAUGUCGGAAACCCAAUUUGCAUUCCAAAUCCCAUCAACACCAUCAUUUUCGCACAUUGUGGUUUUCUUGUUACCAGGCGUGGCUCUUCCGGAUGGUACAGCAGCAGCCGUCUACGCGCAGCUUCCAAAUACAACCGAGUUCAAGCUGCUCGGUGCCAUCGCAAACGAGAAACCAAGUGCGAUAUUCAAGAUCAACAACAAAGCAGGCGGACCAGCGGGAGGAGGCUUGGGCGAUGACAAUGCCAUGACCGACGAAGAUAGCGCUCUACCCUCGACCAAUGGAAUGCUGCCGCCGCUGGCACUGGGAAUCUCGGUGGAGCCCGCUGCUCAAGUCGCGGCGAAUCUGGAACAGAAGAAAGCACAGGAUGCUCUGGCGGCAGCUGCAACCCCUGGAAACGCACUUGUACUCCGAGGUCAGAACGCAGUUGACACCAAGGUCUUGGCCCAGAGAAUCAUCAAGAACUGUUACGACUUCUUGACAAGCUGGGGUACUGGAGACCAAGUGCCUUUGAAGGCGUUCCAAGCGUGGUGGACUAAAUUCGAAUCCAAGAUCGAGCACGAUCCGAAAUUUCUGGAGCGAAGCGAUGGUGGAUGAACAUCAGCAUGAAAAUGGAU
Molecule: messenger RNA, 1580 nt
Organism: Periconia digitata
Lineage: Eukaryota; Fungi; Ascomycota; Dothideomycetes; Pleosporales; Periconiaceae
Source: the annotation of a GenBank genome assembly